Benincasa hispida (wax gourd) is the source of this 1657-nucleotide messenger RNA. RefSeq lists its product as uncharacterized. Lineage: Eukaryota; Viridiplantae; Streptophyta; Magnoliopsida; Cucurbitales; Cucurbitaceae. Gene Ontology annotation, biological process: regulation of alternative mRNA splicing, via spliceosome. The record is from RefSeq and is a predicted model, not a curated record.
UAAAAAAUCCAAUAAAAGAUGUGAAAUCCCUCGAUCUCUCUUUUUCAUCUUCUUCCUCGAGACCGCCACGCGUUCCACAACCGCUGCUGCCUUUUCCGUUCAGCACCGCCCCUCGCUCCGAUCACGCCGUCGCCAUCCCUGUUCAACGCUUACGUCACCUGCGCGCUGUGCACGAGAAGGCCCACGUAAUUCUUGAGUCGUCUGCAACCCCAACUCCGCGCCGGUCACGGUCCAGCCUGAAUCACAUCACCGUGCUAUUAACUGCCGCCGCCGCCUUUGGUUGAGGCCAAUCGCACGCCGCCCCUCCUCCACUUGGGUGCCAGGACUGAUUCAAAUUUGGUUAAAUCAUUUUAGAAGCAGUGUUGGUUAAGGAUCUGUUUGGCUAAUCCCUAAACGCUUCUGGGGAACGGUGAGAAGACAGUAAAAAUGAGCAAAUAUGGCCUGCAGCUUAGGGUUAAGCCAUCACAGCAGAAGCAGCCUACAAGACCACCCCUUCCUGCUCCUCUUGGAUUUCAAGAUGAUGAUGAUGAUGAUGUUGAGAGAGAGAUAUCCCGUCAAGCUUCCAAGAAUAAGGCACUUAAGGAUAUUGAGGACCAACACAGGAAAGCACUAGAGGAGGAUCCAUCUGUUUUUGACUAUGAUGGAGUCUAUGAUCAAAUGAAAGAAAAGGCUGUUCAACCUCGAGCAUAUGAUCGUGAAGAGCGAAAGCCAAAAUAUAUUCAGAAUUUGAUGAAAAAGGCACAAGAGAGAGAGAGGGAGCAGGAGAUUAUAUAUGAAAGAAAACUAGCCAAGGAGAGAAGCAAAGAUGAUCAUCUGUAUGCUGGUAAGGACAAAUUUGUCACUAGUGCCUACAAAAAGAAACUUGCAGAACAAGCAAAAUGGAUGGAGGAAGAGCGUCUCCGACAACUUCGGGAGGAGAAAGAGGAUGUUACUAAGAAGAGCGACAUUACCGACUUUUACUUCAACCUUCAAAAGAAUAUUGCCUACGGUGCCAGGAAUGCAAUUGAGCCAAGGGAACCUCCAAAUAAGCUUCUAUCAGAGAAGCAAGAGAAGCAGACUGAAGUUCAUAUAUCGGAGAAGCAUGAAGAGGGUGCUAAUGCCGAUACCUUUAAUGACCAUCAGUCUUUGAAAUAUUCCAACUUACCUUCCCAGUCAGCUAAGACAAGAGAAGAACAUCCUCGUCUUGAAGAACACCUUUCAGUUUCAAACAAAACAACACCAUCUGAUGUACGAGGUAAUAGCCCCCGUACAAUAUGCAAUAAAACUCCAGUUGAGGAACAACCCAAGCAUGAGCAAGGUGAACAACAACCAAAGCGUGAUCACCAUAAAAGAAAUGAAGAUGCUGUUGCUGCUGCAAAAGAGCGCUUUUUGGCUCGGAAAAGAGCAAAGGAGGCAUGAAAUACUUGUUGAGCUAGAUUAAACUAAGGACUAAUAUGUAAAUGUCAUUGUUGUAUGGAGGACAUUUGAUAAUUAUGUUCUAAUGGUCAAAUUAGUCUUCGAGCUUUGGCUGUAACAUCACAUUUUUGUUUUACGGUUCAUGUAAGACUACAGAUGAAACCCGAAGAAGUAGCUGCUUGAACUUGCAGCGUCUUCGUCUGAAGCAAGUAAAGUUCUCCUUAUAUAGGGACAAAUAUCAAGUUAUGAUUUGUGAAGUGCA